UAGCCUCAAGCGAUCCUCCCACCUCUGCUUCCCAAAGUGCUGGGAUUACAGCUGUGAGCCUCCGCGCCUGGCACAGGCUUUAUUUCUUAUGCUCCUUCCUUUUUCCUGGAUGCCUUUCUAACUCUGUAUCUGGCACAUAGAGGUGCUCCCUACGUGUUUGUUGAAUGAAUGAAUGAAUGAAUGAAUGAAUGAAUGAAUGAAUGAAUGAGUGAGCGAACAUGACAUUUCAUCUUAUGUAUCUCUUGAACCCGCCAGGCCCAGGCCUGAUGUCAUAGCCACUACCCAUGGCCAGAGUCUCCAGUCCCCUGCAUGUCUGCUGGCCACAGCGCGAACGCCGAGGCACCACCCUUCCCAACCCCAGCUCCGUCCCCUUCCCCGCCGGGGUGCCCCUGACCCUUUCCCCGCCGGCUUCGCGGUCCCGGGACCGCCAGUCUACAGCUCAGCCGGGGGUGUCCCCGCCCACAGCCAGGAUUGGAGGACGGAGGCAACGCCCACCCCGCCAGGCGGCCUCCUAUUGGCACGGCUGCCUCCAGGGGCGGGGACAGGGCCGGGCGCCAGUAGAUGCCAUCCAGGCCCGAAAAGCUCAGGCCAGUGGCGGGCGCGACACUGUCCGCGCGGCCAGGCGGAGACCUGGAGGACCCAAGCUUCCGGACGACGAGGACCCGCCCAACAUGGCCUCGGAGGUGAGUGGGACCUCGGGGACGCCGGUCCUCCCAGCCUCGAAACGAGAGGGUGGGGACGCCAGACCUGCCUCGGCCACCCUGCUGGGAAUCCGUCUUCAGGAAGCCUUCACCCCCAGCACUCCCAGGCGCAUCUUCUGGAGCUCAGCAGUCACCUUUACCGGGACUAAUCAGUGUCCCCAGGCAGCCCUUAUGGCAAACCCACCAACCCACGCUACUAGGGGUAGAGUGGCUCUGCGCUGACCUCACAGUGAUGCCUGCCUGGCCAGGAAAACUGCUCCCACGCCUUCAGACCCCCACCUCUUCAUUCCUUCUUCCCACAUGUCCUGUCAGGUCCCACCCCGUACCACACCCUUUCUGCUACAGCAAUUGUCCCUGUUUGUAGAAUAAGUCUCAGCCCCUAAAGUAUUAUUGUCCUUGACUGUGGCAUGUGGAAAGAGCCAGGAAAAAGGGGACGUCGCCCCGUGGCUCCAGCAACCCCGGUGCCUGAUCCCUUCCUGUCUCACUGGACGCUGCUCCUUAGGAUCAGCGACUCUGGCACUUCUCUUCCCCACCACUGAGAUGCGGGAGUCCCAGGCACAGGUUUCCUUCCUUGGGCCUCAGUUGAUUUAUCUGGCAGUGGGGGAUAAUAAUAGCUGUCGGCCUCCCUCCGAAAGGCACUAGAUUAUGAGGCCAUUGCUUUGGACCCUUCAGGUUAAAGAAGCUGUUUGAUGCUUGAUGAAGGGAACUCCGGGAAGCAGGAGCUCUGGGUUCCAGCACCUUCUGGCCCUCAUUAGCUAGCAAUUCAUUUCCUCUUUCUCAGUGCCCUUCAAGCUUCUGGGUCAUGGGAGAGGGCAGGGGGGCAGGGCCUGGACUUUGGAGCCAAACAAACUCGGUUUCUGUACCAGUAACUUGAGCCCUCUGAACCUCUUUCCUCAUUUGUGAAAUAGGCGUGAUAUUGUGAUAUUGCUCACUUCAUAGAAGGCUGUAAUAACAUACAUCGAAUCCCUACCACAGGACUGAGCAACAGUAGGUGCUCAAUAAAUGGUGGCUAAUCACAACAGUACUGAUAUUUCUACUUUGGGAGGCUGAGGUGGGAAGGUUGCUGAAACCCAGGAAUUCCAGGGCAGCCUGGGCAACAUA
This is a messenger RNA of Cercocebus atys (sooty mangabey), 1802 nucleotides long. RefSeq lists its product as uncharacterized. The coding region runs from base 285 to 923 and encodes 212 amino acids. NCBI's taxonomy places the organism in Eukaryota, Metazoa, Chordata, Mammalia, Primates, Cercopithecidae. The transcript has 2 exons. The record is from RefSeq and is a predicted model, not a curated record.